This is a messenger RNA of Harmonia axyridis, 1604 nucleotides long. RefSeq lists its product as uncharacterized. Gene Ontology annotation, biological process: ubiquitin-dependent protein catabolic process via the multivesicular body sorting pathway. The transcript is spliced from 2 exons. Bases 221 to 1465 code for a protein of 414 amino acids. Gene Ontology annotation, molecular function: ubiquitin binding. The record is from RefSeq and is a predicted model, not a curated record. NCBI's taxonomy places the organism in Eukaryota, Metazoa, Arthropoda, Insecta, Coleoptera, Coccinellidae. Gene Ontology annotation, cellular component: ESCRT I complex.
CUGUUAUCUGUGGUUUAUGAUUAAAACGUCAGAUGAAGAAAGGAAAAAGUGCGAAUUUGCGAAUAAACAUGUAAAUUUUGUUAUUUUUUUCAUAAAUGUUUCAAAAAUAUAUGACAAAGGCUAUGUUCAUUAUUAAUUUGCUUGAAGUUCCCCUAAAAUGUGAUCUUCAACAUCAGUGAUAUAAAUUUUUCGUUGUUAUGUUUGGAUCAAAUUGAAAAUCAUGUCUUUGAAGAAACCUCAGGAAUCAGGAAGUUACAUGGACGAUGUUAAAGUUAAAAUUGCAGAGGAAUAUAAGCCACCGCCUAAAAUAAAUAUACCAAUGACCCACAAUCAAAGACUGAUAUUCAAUAAACAUAUUCAAAAUAAUUUACCUAAUUACGAUUUUUCUAUGGAACGUAAUAUACUGAAAAAAAUCAAGGAAUGGAAAAGUGAUAGAUUAACUAAUGAAGAACAAAGGCUAAGGAGAUUGCAAUGUUUGAAAGAAAAAGAGGAGUCUGAUGAAAAAGAAUGUAAAGAAGAUGAGGAAGAAACUGUUGAAAUGAAUGUUCCUACUUCUCAUGAAAUAGAGGUCUCGUCUAUUGGUCCAAGUUGUACCACAUCCUACUCCAAUGGAAUGUUAAUGCCUACUAAGGCUGUAAAUUACUAUUCCAAUGUGCUUCAACCAAUUCCUCUAUCUUUUGAUUCCAAUCAACAGAAAUCUUAUGCUAGUAGUUCAGGCAUCAAAAGUCCUUUCAAUUUUUCCGAAUUUGAAGCAGAUACAUCUAGCCCAUUUGAUAAUGUGGCAUUAAAAUCCAUCAAUGAUGUAGAAGAAUUGGCAAAAGUUUUGAAAAUUGAGGAUGAUACUCCAAAAUCUAGCACACCAUCUUAUUCCAACUAUCACAUAAAUAAUAUUCAGAAUUAUCCGAAUUAUUCUAGUAUUUCAAGCUAUCCAAGUUCUGUUUCCUGUAUAACUCAAAACUCAAUGACAGGGUUAAAUGGGUAUUAUAAUACUUGUGAUAUGAAUGCUAUGAGGUCUUUCACUUCAAAUUAUCAAUGUUCCCCUCCUUCUGUUAACUAUGCAACUACUUACAACUCCAAUCAUAUUACUCCAAGAGAAAAAACAAAUGGAGAAAAUUCAAGACUAUCAAUGAACAAUACGAGUUCUAAAAUCAAACCUAGUCCCGAGUCUAUUGCAAAGAAGAGUGAUAGUAUCCCUACUAAAAAUGUCUCGAAUUUGAUUGAUCCAUUUAAUGAGCUGCCAAAACACUUACAAGAAUUUUCUAGAAAUAUUAGUUCUAUGGGUUUUCCUCUUCCUAGAGUUGCCAGAACAUGUAAAGUAUUAGGCAAUGAUAAUAAGAAGGUGGUGGAUCAUCUUUUAGCAAUGUCCGAACUUCUAGAUCUUGGAUUUGCAGAGGACCAAAUAUCUGAAGCACUCUUGCAAAGUGAUAAUGAUAGGGAUAAAGCUUUAGAUAAGCUUGUUUCUUAGCAGCAUUUGUUUUUUACUAUUUUAAAAUUAUCAUGUAAAGGUACAUAUAUAAAUCUCAAUUUAUUUGUAUGAACUUAAUGUAGAUAAAGAUAUUUUCAAUUGCCCAUUUUGAAAGAUUAAAAGAAACAACAGAACUCAA